This is a messenger RNA of Lytechinus variegatus (green sea urchin), 495 nucleotides long. RefSeq lists its product as uncharacterized. The transcript is spliced from 6 exons. Bases 7 to 495 code for a protein of 162 amino acids. NCBI's taxonomy places the organism in Eukaryota, Metazoa, Echinodermata, Echinoidea, Temnopleuroida, Toxopneustidae. The record is from RefSeq and is a predicted model, not a curated record.
GGCGUGAUGCAGGUCAUUUGUGGAGUGUGUACACUUCUGCUCGGAGGCAUCUUUUUCGCAUUGGUCUUGCACGUCAUCGACACAGGUGCAGGAGUUUGGUGUGGGGCGUUCAUAUUCAUUCCAACUGGAGUUCUCGGCAUCUUCACCAAAGGGAAACGAACAGGAUUGAUCAUUGCCUACCUUGUGAUGUGCAUCAUCUCCUGCUUUGCAAGUCUAGUUAUGGCUGCCUUUAUAUUCUACUGGACGUGGUAUUGGGGAGUAGAAUGUGCUAGACCGUCAACGUCCUGCUCCAACGUUACGAUUUACCAAGCUAUUCAAGCUCUCAUUGGAAUUCUGAUGGUCAUUGAUUUUGUGGGGGCUGUUAUGGGGGCACAUGUGUGCUGCCAGGUAGUCCCUUCAAGUAAGCCAGCGACACGCAGGAACAACGCGGUGCAUUAUGAACGCCGUCAACAGCCAACAAGCAAGAAAGGUCCAUCGUCUAACAGACGGUUCUAA